AAUGUAAAAUGUAAAUAGCCCAAAGUGCAGUUAAGCUCCGCCAACUACUAAGUCAGUGGAACAACCAUGUCAGAACCCACUACCAUAAGUCAGGAAUUAUGUCUAGUACUACUUGCAUCUACUAUAAAUAAUACUCUAAAGAAGUAUAGUGGAGAAUUUAAUAAUUAUAAGGCCACAUUCAACCUUAAUUCAUUCAUACUGGACUUUUAUAAAUUACUAGAAAUAUAUCUUAAGAGAUAUUCUGAAGAUACUUCUAACACUACUAAUAAAGUUAGUAAAGAUACUAUUAUUAGAAUAUUACGAGCAGGAUAUUUCCCGAAAUUUGUUGAAGUCAGUAAUGAAAAUUUAAUUAUUGAAGCUGUACCUAAUACGUACGAAACAUUGUUGAAAAAUAUAGUAGCUACAUCGACAUUUAACUAUUCUAAGCAAUUAAUUAGAGGAAUAAAUGAAUUACUGACUAGAUCUAAGAAUAUUGCAACAGCAAAUAAAGUAUCAGAGGAUCAAGAAACUCUGAAAGCAAAAGAACUGGAAGUUUCAGAGGAUAAAGAUAAAGAUAAAGAUAAAGCCAAUGUUAUAGAAACCAAGUCUCAGACAGAAAAUGUAAGUGAAGAAUCUAAACAGGAAGAAGAAGAAGAAAAUGACGAUGGGUCUGCUCAAGUGGCUGAUCAAACCAGUUCUGAAGAAGUUGGGCAAACAAGCAAUGAACCUGAAGAUGUUGAAAUGGACGAAGAUAAGCAAGAAGAUGAACCUGAAACAGAAGUCAAAGAAGCAGACCAAAACGAAGAAAAUAUUGUGGAGGAUAGUCAAGUAGAUAUUCUGGUCAUAAGCCCAGAAAAAGAAGAUGAAUCGGAAAAUACAGUAUCACCUGUAGACACCAAGAAUGGAGAAGCAGAAGAAGCAAAGGAAGAGGAAGAAGAAGAGCAAGUUAUAGAGGCUGAUAAAGAUGAGGAGGAGGAAGAAGAGGAAGAAGAGAAAGAAGAAGAUGAGGAGGAAGAAGAAGUAGAUGAAGAAGAGGAAGAAAAAGAAGAAGCAGAAGAAGCAGAAGAAGCAGAAGAGGUCAAAGAACUUGAGCCAGUAGGUGAACAGACUGAAUCAACCGAAGAUGCAGAACCUGGAGAAAAAGUCAGUGAGGAAGAGCAAGUUGAAGAAGUCGAAAAUAAAGAUGAAGAUUCCGAACAAGACAAGCAGGUCAGUGAAGAAGCUGUGAGUGAAGCAGAAAACCGAUCUGAGACAGAAUCACAAGAGCAAGCGAAAUCAUCAGUUGAAGAAAACAGCAAAGAAAAUGACAAUAAAGCAAAUGCAAAUGGACCUAAGGAGUCUGAAGAAGUACAAGAAGAGAAGGAAGAUGUGGUUGAAGAAAUCAAACAAGAUGGUCGUAAAAGAUCAUAUUCUCCAAUAGCUGGAUCAGCACAACAUAAACGUUUUCAACAUAUUGCUGUUAAUCUUAUUAGUUCAAUUCAAGCCCAUCGAUUCUCAUCACCUUUCUUACAAGCCGUCAAUAAGCGAGAUGCGCCAGAUUAUUCUAAUGUUAUAUAUAAACCAAGAGAUUUAAAGGGAAUAUUACGAGCUGCUAAACUGAAAUCCGAUCCUCCUGAAUAUAUUCUGAUUAAAGAAUUAGAAAGAGAUAUAAUGUUAAUGUUUGCCAAUUGUGUAAUGUACAAUAAAUCAGAUGAAGAAUUAGUACGUCUUACUAUAAUUAUGAAGAAUGAUGUUAGUGAUAUCUUUAAAAUGUUUGAAGAAGCAGAGCUGGAUAUUAAGUAGAUUUAAUGUGGUGUAAUGGUAAUAUAAUAAUAUAAUGUAU
Molecule: messenger RNA, 1801 nt
Organism: Scheffersomyces amazonensis
Lineage: Eukaryota; Fungi; Ascomycota; Pichiomycetes; Serinales; Debaryomycetaceae
Exons: 1
Coding region: 67-1761 (564 amino acids)
Cellular component (GO): NuA4 histone acetyltransferase complex
Molecular function (GO): protein binding
Source: RefSeq, a predicted model, not a curated record